UACGCGCGUAAAAGCUGUGCGUAAAGCCUUGUUGGGGUUGUGGUCCGCCGUGCUGAGGAGUUUGUGGAGGGACAGAGAGAGGCUCAGCGGGCUGAUUACGAGCAACUUCCUUCCUGCGCCGGGGCACUAACAUGGAGUUGGGGGGUUAUAAAUACGAGCAAAACAUUUUUUCAAACAAACAAGCCUAUAGACUGCUGGAGCGCGCGAGAAAAUAAAGGGACACAACGAGGGUCAAACAUGAAGGCUGUUACGGGACUGUUAGUCGUCUUGCUGACGUUCCUGGUUGGACGUUCCAGCGGGAUACAGCCGGAUAACGGUUACUGCAUCGGGAACCAGUGUUUCACUGUCUUCAAAUAUCCCAGCGAUUACAAGACCGCCAAGAGUCAAUGCGAAGCUUUAGAUGGCCACUUAAUGACGGUGCGCUCCACUGUAUCUAAUAAUAUUCUGUUGAUCUUGUUGGAGAACUUAACGAGGCGGUUCUGGAUCGGUUUACAUCGAACGACCGACUGUCCUGACGCCGCUGCUGGGCUGAAAGGCUUCCAGUGGGUAACCAAAGAGAACGAGACCGACUUCAACAACUGGGCUCAAACUUUUGACAGUAGCUGUUCUUCUCAUCGCUGCGUUUCAGUUUCUACAGAGGAAAACUUUAAAUGGAUCCAGGAACCAUGCGACGAAGAUGCGGCCGGUUUUCUCUGUGAGCACACCUUCACUGAGCCGUGCCAAAUUCUAGCGGUCGGACAGGACGACUCCGUCUACUACAGGACCCCCAUGGGGUUUGAAGGCGAGGAUCUGCUGUCGUUGCCCCCUGGGAGCACCGCUGUCCAGAUGCCAGCUGAGACUAAAUACGUCUGCUUCUCCGAAAAGUGGCAUCAGGCGCCCUGGAGCUGCGAGAUACACGAAGGUGGCUGUGAGUAUAAAUGCGCAGUAGACCCCCAGAAUGUGCCCACCUGCUACUGCCCGCCGGGACAAACCGUCAGCCCCGAAAAUAAAGUCACCUGCGAAGUGGACGCAGAAGACCCGUGCCUGCCGCUGCGCUGUGCGCACGCCUGCUACAAGGACGGAAACUCCUACACGUGUACGUGUGACCACGGCUUUAAGCUGGCGCAGGACGGCAGGUCGUGUGUGGACUUUAACGACUGCACGGACGAGCGGCAGUGUCCCGGGGAGAACUUCAAGUGCGUCAACACGGUCGGCGGGUUCCAGUGCGUCUGCGAGGAUGGAUACAGAGUGGAGGGCGGCCUGUGCGUCGACGUGGACGAGUGCGCGUCCGCUCCAUGUGAGCAAAUCUGCGACAACACUCCCGGCAGCUACAGGUGCUCUUGUUAUGAUGGAUAUAAAGAGGACCCAAAGUCACCGUACAAGUGUAAACUGUACUGUGGGAAGGCUGAAUGCCCCCCAGAGUGCGACCCGAAUGACCAGUCGCAGUGCUACUGCCCUGAUGGCUAUUUACUCGACAUAAGGGACAACGAAUCUGUUUGCAUUGAUUUGGACGAGUGCUUUUUCUCUUAUUGUGAUCAAAAUUGUAAAAACACAUUCGGUGGCUAUGUGUGCUCGUGCAAUCCAGGAUACACACUAGUUGAGCAAUACAAGUGCUUAAAGAACGAGGAUCACACGGACGUAGAUGAAGGGAUGGAGGGCUCCGGGGCGGCCACGAUUCCAAACAUCAUCACAUCCACACCUGUGCCACAGCCAGACCCAGACCCAACAAGGCAGCCGUCAGGAGUGACAGUGGGGGGUCUUGUGGGGAUAAUAGUGUGCACUGUCUUUUUUGUCGUGUUGGUGGUUUUUCUGGCCCAUCACGUCCUCACUGGCAGAGGGAAGAUGGAGAGCGCCGUUACGCUCAAAGCUGCGGAGGAUGAAGCGCAUGGUUUAUAACAAGUGACGAGUGACACUUAAAGAAUACAGCCUGAGAGAGACUGCUGAAGCACGACAUGUGAAUGUACAGGUCAAUUCUCCAAAACAGGUCUGCAGAGAUAUUUGGACAGGUUGUGAAGGAUGUCCACUGCAAAACAAUAGGGACAGGGAUGUGGUCAUGCCAUAGGUCAAAAUAAACACAACAGAAAUAAAUACAAAUAUUAAAGUUGCCUUUAUGGACAGACAGUCACUUCCUUGGAAGACUGGUUUUAUCUACCACUCAACUCACAUACAGCAUAUGCAAUGUAAUAAAAAUGACAAAGAACUUUUUUUAGUUUGUGCUUGAACAUUAUUAAAUUAUAAAAAUGUGAA
This is a messenger RNA of Dicentrarchus labrax (European seabass), 2226 nucleotides long. RefSeq names its product thrombomodulin (gene thbd). The transcript has a single exon. Gene Ontology annotation, cellular component: membrane; extracellular matrix; external side of plasma membrane. Gene Ontology annotation, molecular function: extracellular matrix protein binding; transmembrane signaling receptor activity; extracellular matrix binding. NCBI's taxonomy places the organism in Eukaryota, Metazoa, Chordata, Actinopteri, Moronidae. Gene Ontology annotation, biological process: cell migration. The record is from RefSeq and is a predicted model, not a curated record. Bases 238 to 1875 code for a protein of 545 amino acids.